UAUCAGCAGGAAAAUCGGCUGUAGGGACUAUUUACGAGUUGAUGACAAGGGCGAAGGAGUCGAUACGCACUUAUUACAUCAUGGAUGAGAAUAAGCAUAAGAUAUUUUCCAGUAUCAUUGAUACACAGUGGUUUGAUCAUCUGCAUUCGCCUCUUCAUGCCGCAGCAGCGUUUUUGAACCCCAGUAUUCAGUAUAACCCAGAGAUAAAGUUCCUCACUUCAUUGAAAGAAGGCUUUUUCAAGGUGUUGGAGAAACUUCUUCCGACUAGCGAUCUACGUCGUGAUGUCACAACUCAGAUAUUCACCUUCACGAGAGCAAAGGGAAUGUUCGGCUGUAACCUUGCGAUGGAAGCAAGGGAUACAGUGCCACCAGGGCUGUGGUGGGAGCAGUUUGGUGACUCAGCGCCCGUGCUGCAACGGGUGGCCAUCAGGAUACUGAGUCAAGUUUGCAGUGGCUACAACCUGGAACGCCAUUGGAACACAUUCCAGCAGAUGCACUGGGAGAGACGGAACAAGAUUGACAAAGAAAUGUUGAACGGAUUGGCGUACGUGAAUCACAAUCUCAAUUUAGGGAAAAUGGCGUCAUCGGAGAUGGACCCGAUUGCACUUGAAGACAUCGACAUGACGUCUGAGUGGGUGGAGGAGGCAGAAAAUCCAAGCCCUCCCCAGUGGCUCGAUCGGUUCGGAUCUGCCAUCGACGGGGGCGACUUGAACACGCGGCAGUUCAGCGCUGCCAUUUUCGGUGCCAGCGAUCAUGGCAUCUUCGGCUUGUGAAUUCAUUUUCCAUGCCGGAGUUCGCCUUAACAUGGUCUGGGUAGUGACCCAAUUGCCAAGGGAAGAUUCAAAAACAAUUGCAGAAGAAAGUGAGCUGCAUCAUGAUGGAUGGUGGAGUAAAAGGGACAUAUUUGGAAGUCAUGGACACUUGGGCAGUUGCUGUCGGAGAUUGUAGCUUGGGGGCCUUAGGUUUCUUGGACUUGCACCUUUUACCAAAAUGGCAUUCGUCCGCUGAAAUGGCGUCCAGACCAGGGAUUCUCACCGACUGGCCAUGGAAGGCCCUUGGAAGCUUCAAGGGACGGGCGAUCUUUGCUUCCGGGAGCCCAUUUGCUCCGGUAGAGUACAAUGGAAAGAUGUUGGUGCCGGGACAGGCGAAUAAUGCGUACAUCUUCCCGGGGCUAGGGCUCGGGUUGAUAAUGUCAGGGACGAUCCGUGUUCAUGAUGACAUGCUCCUGGCUGCCUCGGAAGCGCUGGCAGAGCAGCUGAGGGAGGAGCAUUUUGUGAAAGGAUCCAUAUACCCUCCGUUCAAGGACAUCAGAAACAUCUCUGCUCGCAUCGCCGCCAAGGUGGCCGCCAAGGCUUAUGAACUCGGUUUGGCAACGAGGUUGCCUCAGCCCAAGGAUCUGGUGAAGUGCGCGGAGAGCAGCAUGUACAGCCCUUCCUACCGCAGCUACCGCUGAUUUUAAUUUUGACUUUUAACCGCCGCCCUUCACCAUUCUUUUCAUUAUCCCCCUUUUAUAUUUUUGUUUUUUUUACUUUUAUUUAUUAUUGUAUUUUUAUUUUUCACUUUGAAUCCGAAUGUUUACCCUUCCUCAUUUAUGCUUUUGGUUUGUGAGAUACAUCAGAAUCAGCUUCUCUCCUGGUUAUAGGCUUUGAUAAAUGAGUCUCAAUUCAAUUCCAUU
This is a messenger RNA of Tarenaya hassleriana, 1675 nucleotides long. Its product is annotated as NADP-dependent malic enzyme 4, chloroplastic-like. The coding region runs from base 875 to 1453 and encodes 192 amino acids. NCBI's taxonomy places the organism in Eukaryota, Viridiplantae, Streptophyta, Magnoliopsida, Brassicales, Cleomaceae. The transcript is spliced from 8 exons. Gene Ontology annotation, cellular component: chloroplast. Gene Ontology annotation, molecular function: NAD binding; protein dimerization activity; malate dehydrogenase (decarboxylating) (NADP+) activity. The record is from RefSeq and is a predicted model, not a curated record. Gene Ontology annotation, biological process: pyruvate metabolic process; malate metabolic process.